This is a messenger RNA of Penicillium salamii, 1134 nucleotides long. The record is from the annotation of a GenBank genome assembly. Lineage: Eukaryota; Fungi; Ascomycota; Eurotiomycetes; Eurotiales; Aspergillaceae.
AUGGCACCCCGGGUUCAGACCCGUGUGUCCAACUCCCUCCUCCCCUACCUCACAUCUACCUCUUCUAUCUCGUCUCUCCCUUCAUCCUCCUCAUCACAAUGCUUUUCUCGCCAAUUCUCCGUCACGGCAGCACCACAGACCAAGCUCCGUCGGCAAAUGUUUGAAUGGCUCAGCACCGAAGGUGCUGAACUGAAACACCACAUCCCUGGAGAAACCAACUAUGUGACUCGCAUAAAAGAUGGCCCAAUGUCAGCAACACGACCAUUCCCCAAUAACCCGAACUUUGUCAGCGAAUCAAUCCUCAGCGAGGAACUGCGCAAUGAGGUCUAUAAUCGUGUCGUCGAGGAGAAGAAGAGUGUCCGUGCUGUCAGUAUGGACCUUGGAAUCGAUAUGAAGCGAAUUGCUGCUGUGGUCAGAUUGGUUGAGCUUGAAAAGAGGCAACGAGAACAGGGUAAACACCUUGCACUACCAUAUGCCCGGGCUAUCCAUGAGAUGGUCCCAACUACCCCUCUUGCCGAAGCAGGCGAGCGCCAAACAUACCACGAACCUAUCAACGACCUUCCCGCCCACCCCUUAACAGGAGCUCAAAUCUUCUACCCCGUUUCCGAAUCCCGUCCCUUCAACCGUGUUGAAGCCGGUCGUGUCUUCUCAUCUGCACCAGCUCUGGAGCAACACGAAGCCGCCGAGAUCUCACACCCAUCUGACCUAGCCGAAAAGGUCAUUGAGAACCCCAAGAUCAUCGGCUGGGUCGGCAAGGGCAAAAACGCUCGUGAGAUCCUUCAGCCCGCUGAUGUCCGUAUUCCCCACCCGCACAUGGUCGCCCUGGAGCGCGACCGCAUGGCUCACCCCAAUGAGCGUCGCGCCGUCGCCGAGCGCCAGACCCAGCGUCUCGAGCGCCAAGACGCCGCUGAGCAGCAGCGCCGUGACCGCGCCCAGGCCCGUCGCGAGAAGAAGCUGCAGACCUUCACCCCUGAGAAGUCUCGCUUCGAGUACCGCAUCCGGGAGACCACAUACACCGAGCAGACUACCGGAUCUGAUGGUCGUGCGCCUUGGGCUGCUGGUCGCCGGUACGGUGUCCCCCACCGUGACCGCACCCGUGGUGAAGUCAAGAUCCCCACUCGCGUGGAGGCUUGA